Ipomoea nil (Japanese morning glory) is the source of this 1722-nucleotide messenger RNA. Its product is annotated as ethylene-responsive transcription factor RAP2-4-like. The record is from RefSeq and is a predicted model, not a curated record. Gene Ontology annotation, molecular function: DNA-binding transcription factor activity; DNA binding. Gene Ontology annotation, biological process: regulation of DNA-templated transcription. Bases 449 to 1438 code for a protein of 329 amino acids. NCBI's taxonomy places the organism in Eukaryota, Viridiplantae, Streptophyta, Magnoliopsida, Solanales, Convolvulaceae. The transcript has a single exon.
AUCCCACCAUUUUACCAGAGCGAAAAAUUCAGUGAGGCAAUCUAAAAAAAAAGAGUGAUUUUAAUUUUUUUUUCUUCCCCCUCUCUAACAUCCCGCUUCUUGAGAUCCCUUUCUGUCAUCGUCUGUCUUUCAAGAAAUUUUCAGAGAUUUUAAAAACGGUUUGUUUUUCUUGGUUUUGGGUUUUGAUUAAUACUGAAAUUUUCGUUAAAAACAAGCCAGAUUACAGGUGGUGGUUGAUUUUUUGAAAGCCAGGUGAUUCAGAAUAGAGAUCCAUUUUUAUUUUUUUUUUAGCUUGAUUAUAGUAUAAAUCUUUUGAUUAAAACAACCAGGAGGGUCUGUUUUUCUAUCCCUCAGGUUCUUGAUUUUCUGCAGGGUUUCUUGUUUUGUGAUCUUUUGAUUUUCUUCAGAUCUCUGUUUUUUCUGUGUGUGUUUUGACUUUUGAGAAGCCAUGGCAGCAGCUAUAGAUAUAUACAAUAGCAGCAGUCCCGUAUAUAUAGAUCCCUUUAGAGAAGAACUCAUGAAGGCACUUGAACCUUUUAUGAAAGGUGCUUCUUCUCCUCCCCCUUCUUCUUCUUCUUUUUCAUCUUCUUCUCCCCCUUCUUCUUCUUCCUCGUACUAUCCGUUUGAAUCUUCUUUCUCAACGGAUCCAUAUCUGUACCAUGAAUUUACCCCGAUCCCGGCGGCCGCCGGGAUGUUUUCGGGUUUUGAGAGUAUGGGGUUUGAGCAAAGAGGUCCGAUUGGGCUAAACCAGCUCACCCCAUCUCAGAUCCUUCAAAUUCAAGCCCAGAUCCAUCUGCAAAACCAGGAACAAUCCUUAGCUUCAUCCUCUGUUGUUCUUCCUCGGCAACAACCGAGCUCCUGUUUGAGCUAUCUCGGACCCAGACCCGUCCCGAUGAAGCAAACCGGAGCCCCGAAUAAACCCACGAAGCUUUACCGGGGCGUGAGGCAGCGGCACUGGGGGAAAUGGGUUGCGGAGAUUAGACUUCCCAGGAACCGGACGAGGCUGUGGCUUGGAACGUUCGACACGGCGGAAGAAGCCGCCUUGGCUUACGACAAGGCGGCGUAUAAGCUGAGAGGGGAGUACGCGCGGCUGAAUUUCCCGAAUCUCCGGCACCAGCUCAGCCAGGAUUUCGCCGACUUUAAGCCGCUGCCUUCCUCCGUCGACGCCAAGCUUCAAGCCAUUUGCCAGAACCUGGCGGAGUCGCAGAAACAGGGGAGCUCGAAGGCCUCUCAGACAAAGCGGACGAAGAACAAACCGGAAAGCAAUAACAUCAAAGCGGAAUCGGGUUCAUCUUCAGAUUCCCCUGCGCUCUCCGAGGAAUCUUCGCCGGAAUCCGACAUCACGUUCUUGGAUUUCCCCGAGCCCUCGUUCGAGGAAUCCGAGAAUUUCUCGCUUCAGAAGUUCCCGUCGGUGGAGAUCGAUUGGUCAGCGCUGUGAUUAUAAAUUUCAUAGCUUUUUUUUUUUUUUUUUUUUUUUUUCUUCAGUGAGAGUCAAGGUAUGUAAGGGUCACACUGCAAUGGAAUUUUUGACAUGUGCAGUGGGUGAGUCAGGAAAAGAAUAGUAGUCUUUUAUUAAUGUCUUAUGUUAAUAUUUUAAUGUAACUUUGUAAGGUGUCUGUCUCCUUGGUCAGGCUGUUGUUUUUGUUAUGCCAUGAUCAAGGAGACUUUGUAAUGUGUCUGUUUGUUUAGAAACUUAAUGUAUGACUUAUGUUUAUUACUGCA